GUUUGAUUUUUACCCUCAGGUGUGCAGCAGCGCUCGUCCACACGACGUAUUGGGGUUAGGGCUGCGGAACUUGAGAAACUUUCACUGCUUUUGUAUGAGUCAGAAACCCGAAAAACCGACACUAUCAGGUCAACGUAUCAAGACCAGGAAAAGAGAUGAAAAGGAGAAGUAUGACCCUUCAGGGUUUCGUGAUGCCAUACUGCAGGGUUUUGCAGAGGCUGGGUCUGACCUAGAUGCAGUGCACAAGUUCUUGGAUGCAGCCGGCUCUAAGUUGGACUACCGCCGCUAUGGAGAGGUCAUCUUUGACAUUCUCCUGGCUGGCGGCAUCUUGGCACCCGGGGGUACCCUGAUCGUGGAUGUGGACUCGGCCAAGCCCUCGCAGACGGACACGUGCGUCUUUUCGGCCCCCAACAACAUGGAGGUGCUGAAGAACUAUGCCCAGCUGAUCACCAAGCUGAUCCGGCGUUACAAAUACCUGGAGAAGACGCUGGAGGAGGAGUUCAAGAAGGUGCUGAUGUUCCUGAAAGGGUUCAGCGCCGAGAACCGCCAGAAGCUGGCGCGGGUGUUGGCGGUGCUGAUAGCGGGGGGCCAAGUUCCCGCCUCGGUGCUGCAGAGUGCCCUGCAGGACCCAUUGGAAGGAGGCCUGGCCCUGCAGGCCUGAGGACGUGCUCCAGACCGGUGGCGCGGGACCCGUCCCCUGUGCACAGUGCUGCGCAAGGCGGGAUUCGACUCGCGUCUCAUGGAGUUCUUUCCUGUGAGCAAGAGGAGUCCGGAAAACUUCACAGCCACGUUCAAGGCACAUGGCAUCUCUCAGCUGCUGGACUACCAGAAAGCACAGGAGGCAUCGAGUGUCAAGAAGGAUCUCCAGCAGCAGGUCAGCAACAUGCUCAAGAACGAAGUACCAGUCAAGGAGAUCAUUCAGAGUGUGAAGGAAUACAUGACCAAGUACUCACUGCCCGAACACGAUGUGGCUGUGCUGCUGUGGACAACUCAGAUGUCUGGCAUGGAUUGGAACAAGAAGGAAGAGCUAGUGGCGGACCAAGCAUUGAAGCAUCUGAAGCAGUACACUCCUCUGCUGGAAGCUUUCACGACCACUCCACGUGCGGAGGUAGCGCUGCUGGUCAAAGUCCAGGAGUUUUGCUACGACAACAUGAACUUCAUGAAGGUGUUCCAGAAGAUUGUUAUUCUCUUCUACAAGACGGAUGUGCUCAGUGAGGACUCUAUCCUCAAGUGGUACAAGGGCGCCCACUCACCCAAGGGCAAGAGCGUGUUCCUCGAUCAAAUGAAACGCUUCGUCGAGUGGCUCCAGAAUGCCGAGGAAGAGUCUGAGGGGGAGGACUAAAAGGUGUACCUUGCAUGUGGCAAAGCCCAGCGAUGUUCUUUACUGCAACCCUGCCAGUCAAGCACAAA
Rhipicephalus sanguineus (brown dog tick) is the source of this 1410-nucleotide messenger RNA. Its product is annotated as eIF5-mimic protein 1-like. Gene Ontology annotation, molecular function: protein binding. The record is from RefSeq and is a predicted model, not a curated record. NCBI's taxonomy places the organism in Eukaryota, Metazoa, Arthropoda, Arachnida, Ixodida, Ixodidae. The transcript is spliced from 8 exons. Gene Ontology annotation, cellular component: cytoplasm; membrane.